AUGGACUCCACCUCAUCAAGUCGCCGAGCGACAGCGGACAACGACGAACGGAACCCAGAAAGCUCGCGAUACUUCGUCGCUGGACCGUCCGUGGACUUUACAAGACCCACGUCGUCCAGCAGCUACGACUCGUUUCGAGCCAAUGAGAAGGAGCUCCUGCCGCGCCUGGAAGCGACUCUGAACGGGCGACGUCGAGCGGUGACGAAGGAGUCUCCGGUACUGACGCGCUGCUACUCGGACGGGAAAAUACGUGCCACGCUCACAGCAAUGCGUGAUGCUGCUUCUAUUGUUGAAAAAGGUGAUGAUGCUUUUGUGACUAGCUCAAUCGCCUUUGACGAGUUGCUGACGGCAAGAGACGACGACGUCUCUGUGUCUCGAGUCUGUCCGACGUGGAUGCUGCACGUUGAAGGAGAUCCGACAUCGCCCCCGCCAUUUGUUACAACGAGCAGCGACAACAAGACGACGUCUCUACGACAGUCAGCAGACAACUGUGUGAUGGUUCGGCCAACGACGCUGAACAAGCGAAUUUGCAGCCAUCAAGGGAAUUUUGUACAGAGCAAGACAAGUGCGACCGUCUCAUCGUGUAGCUGGACGCCUUCUCUUACCCAAGCGAGAAAGCGCUCUUUAGGGGUAUCGGACACAACCCACUUUGGUAGUACGUGUCCGGCCGACAAGCGAGCGUCGGUACCUGUCAAAAUGAAUUUGGAGAGCCUGAGCAAUGCUGUUGCCGAGACACUACGCUCGUCACCGCCGUCUUUAUCGACUCCAGUGAUUGACGAGCUUUUGCCCCGAGGAAUCGCAAGCGUCCCGAAGAGAACCUGCCCUUUUCAGCAACGCCGCAGUCGGAAUCCAGGCAACUUGUCGCUGGACUUAUCGCAGAUGGACCAGACAGCUUCUGGCCGCCGCACUUUUACGACCAUGGCCUUGCAACGGCUACAAGACCAAGUCACUCUGUGCUCGAAAGUCACGGACUUUCUCUACAUCGGUGGUGCAGUUGCGGCCAAGAACAAGCCGCUCUUGCUCCAGAACGGCAUCACUCAUGUUAUUAACUGUGCAGCCGGCGUCGCUCCAGCUUCGUUUCCAGAAGACUUCAGCUACUACAGCAUCAAGCUUCGCGACCACUCGUCGCAGGACAUUGCUCGGCACUUUUACAGCAUGUUCGACUUCAUCGAGCGUGCUCGCGAGGGCGGAGGACGGAUUUUCUUGCACUGUGUCAAGGGCAUCUCGCGCUCGCCGACGAUGGCGAUUGCGUACUUGAUGUGGCACAAGAGCAUUGGCAUGUACAAGGCGCUGGACUUUGUUCGACAAGCGCGUUCGGUUGUGGACCCCAAUGCGGGGUUCAUCUUUCAGCUGACCGAGUGGGAACAGCAGCAUCCGGACGGGAGACUUCGCUUUGAGCGCACAAUAGUCUUUCGACUGGAUGUGAUGUACGCUAUAAACUCGGACAAGAAGAACAAGUGCAGUGGCCAAAAACGAGUGGAGAACAAUCCGCUCUUUGUGCCGCUAUUGGGGGUCGACGAAAGGCAUUUCCGCGACCCGACGAAGGAUGUCAGAGAGCAGUGUCUGAUUGUGGCAAGUUGUGAUGAUAUGUUUAUCUGGUGCGGUACGGACGUGAGUGGAGAUCACGUGGAGGUUGCAGAGAGCGGUGCGGCGAUGCUACAACGGUAUGAGGCGUUUCCGAUGAAGUGUGAGAGAGUGCGGCAGGGACAGGAACCUGCGGCUUUCUGGGACCUCGUUAGUGUGGAUGUUCGAUAG
This is a messenger RNA of Peronospora matthiolae, 1755 nucleotides long. Lineage: Eukaryota; Oomycota; Peronosporomycetes; Peronosporales; Peronosporaceae. The record is from the annotation of a GenBank genome assembly.